AUCUUGCAGAAUAUAUACACGGCAAAGGCUUACUUUUUGGAAUUUAUUCAGAUGCCGGAAAUGAAACUUGUGGUGGUCUUCCUGGAUCACUUGACCACGAAGAAAUAGAUGCGAAAACAUUUGUAGAAUGGGGUGUUGACUAUUUAAAGUAUGAUAAUUGCUUCAGUCAAGGAAGACCUGAACAAGAACGUUAUCAAGCACUUAAGAAUGCAACUAAAGGCACUAAUAAGACUAUUUUUUAUUCCAUCUGUGAAUGGGGACAAAGUGAUCCUUGGUUAUGGGGACCUGAUGUCGGAAAUAGUUGGAGAACUUCUGUUGAUAUUAAUGGGUUAUGGACGUCGAUAUUAUCAAUAAUAGAUUCGCAAGUAAGGAUUACACAAUAUGGAGGGCCAGGAGGUUGGAAUGAUCCUGAUAUGCUUGCAGCCCCUUUAAUACUUGGAUGUGAUCUUAAUGACAUCAAUGAUGCAUCAAAAGCAUUAAUAUUAAAUAAAGAUAUAAUUUCUGUAAAUCAAGAUCCUCUUGGGCAAUCUAUAUGCCAGGUUUACUAUAAAACUCAUAAAAAAACUUCUUUUGAUAUUUGGACCGGACCUCUUAUUGAUGGAUAUGUUGCAAUUUUAUUUAAUCGUGGAAUAGACCCAAUAAAUAUUACAUUGAAUUUUCAUAAACAUUGCUAUCUUACAGGUGAAAUUAAGGUUAGGGAUCUUGUAAACCAACAAUCUAAAGGAAACUUUACAAAUACUUAUACUGCAGUAAAUAUUCCAGAAAAUGGAGUAGAAUUUAUAAAACUUACUGGCAGAACCAAAACUAACUCUGCUAGACCAU
Dentiscutata erythropus is the source of this 822-nucleotide messenger RNA. The record is from the annotation of a GenBank genome assembly. NCBI's taxonomy places the organism in Eukaryota, Fungi, Glomeromycota, Glomeromycetes, Diversisporales, Gigasporaceae.